CGUGGCGCAUGCGCGAACGGAUCGCGCCGCUCCAACCAGGAAGUUGCUUGGGCUAACUUUAUUACAUUUAUGUAACUUUUUCUUUUAUAUCAACCCGGCGAAUAAAGGGAUUUACAUUGAGACGCCAUUGCUCAGGUUUGGUUGCCAGACGCUGCGGGUCUCCAAAAUGCCCCUGUUUCGGGCAGCUGGUAACCAUGCUGCGAAGCCCCGGCCCAAGUGCGAGAAAAAGGGGCGCAGUCGGGUGACGGACGAGGACGUGCCGUCGCUGACUCGGCUUUGUUUGCUGAGCCUGGCCGACAACAUGAAGGAGGUGUGGGCGGAAGAUUACGCCAGUAACUAUUUGGAUCACUAUUCCUUCAGCUACAUCAUGGGGCCUUUCAAUUUCCUGUCCGGGAAUCUAGUCGAGGAGCUGCUAGAGCUUCUGUGCACAAGAAAGCAGCUUUCUCGCGCUGCUCUCCAUCUUCUGCUGCUGCCCCAGCUGAGAAACUUAUCCCUGGAUAGAUAUCCUAGUCUGGUCACCUCCUCCCUGUGUACCCACAUCGCUGCACGUUGCCAGGCCCUGCACAGUCUGAGCCUCUCUGGAGCUCAGUAUCUGCGGUCGAAGGCGCUCUGCGACACCCUGACCCAUCUACCCGCCCUCCGCUCACUUUCUCUGGCGGGCACGCCAUGUGACGCUGACGUCAUCAGGACCGCCGCCCUCUGCUGCCCCCUGCUGCGCUAUUUAGACGUAUCCCGAUGUCGUUUCCUUCCCCCGACUGCUCUGCUUCUUCUUGCGGGGUUCCGUCCUCUAUCGUACUCGGCGUCUAGCACCACAUCCGGCUCCCCCCUGCCUCUCUGUAGUUUGCUGGCGCUUGACAUCGCAUUGGGGGACGCCCAGGCGGUGGCGGCCUACCUCGUCCUGGCGCUGCCCCGCCUGCAAAGAGUGGCGCUGGAGGGCCUCUCGCAGGCGUGCUCGCUGAUCCAUGAGCGAUCCUUUGCAGAAGCGGAUGAAUUCAGCGCCAGAGAAGGACUACCCAGGUUGGAGGAGGUGUGGCGGAAGAAGAUGAGCGGGGACGCUAUAGAAGACGGUUGGAUGUUGUUGGAUGCGAGUGAGAGUGAGGGCGAGGGCGAGGCGGUUACUUCCUCCUACAGUCCAGCGAGCGACAAACACCCAACCCUGCACCUAAGCGACGUUCAAGUGGUCACAUGUGACUCUCUGGUGAUUUUGGGCCGCUUAUGCCCCAACAUCACUUCCUUAUCGGUGAACAUGGAAGAGGAAACUGGAGGAAGACCGCAAGCGUCCGUCUUCGCCACAGGCCUGCGGUCCUGGUCCGGUCAGCUGCGGCGCCUGUCGGUACAACACCAAGGCCCUCUGCUGGAUCUCCUCCCCGCCUUGCGAGUGGCUGGAUCCACCCUGGUGUCGCUCACCUUGGAAGGAGUGCAGACGAGCCCUCGUUGCCCUCUACUGGAGAUGAUCCGCGUCUGUCCCAGACUUGAAGAGCUGCUGGUCUGCGCCGAGCCCCCCGACUACGCGCUGGAGGAUGAAGAGGAUGUAGUGGAGCUGGACCAGCGGGACCUUCCAAGUCUCCACAGCCUUCACUCUCUGUCCCUGAGUUUCUCAAUUGAGCUCAACCGCACGAAGCCUAUCAUGUACUGGACGUCCCUGGCGACAGUGAUCAGGUGUCUCCUGGCUGCUGCCCCUUUACUGGAGAAGCUCUCCUUGGUCUCUUUGCCGUGCCCCCUGAACCACACGCUUCAACUUGUCCUGGGCUUGUCGCCUUCUGCUCCCGAAGCGCUCGGGAGGCUCCAGCGACUUAACCUGCAGAGGACUGAUGUGGAGAUGGCGACGGUGACAAAUAUUAUCCAGAGGAACAAGAGACUGAAGUACGUCGAUGUGAGUCACUGCUGGGAAAUCAGUCUCCAGGAGUGGUUGUACUGCAAGAAGCUGAGUACAGUUCAAAUUGUCAGGGUGGGUGCCUUGAUCUAAUAUCAGUGCAAUAUCUGCAUUUUUUUUUUUUUUUUUAACAAAAGGAAAACAUGCUAGGCAUUAGCAGCUAAGCACACAAUAGCACUCAAGCUUGGCAUAUGUACUGUAACAAGUGUCCUUAAUUAAGCAAAAUUGCAAUCUAAAACAGCACAUUUGGCAAUUUAAACAAGUAUCAAAUAAUUAUACUUACAUAUUUCUUACACAUACAAAGCCUCCAAGGUAGAAGUGUAUUAGAAAGUGUCCAGUAACAAACGUGUCCGCAUAAUUCAACUAACUGCGUCCUGAGCUUCAUUUAGUACAAAAGCAGUGAAGUUGGCACGUUGUGUAUUUCGUAAAUAAAAUAGAAUACAAUGAUUUGCACCAGCGACCCCAAAGGGAAUAAGCGCUAGAAAAUGGAUGGAUGUAUGGAUUUGCAAAUCCUUUUCAAUUUAUAUUCCAUUGACUAGACUGCAAAGACAAGAUAUUUAAUAUUCCAACUGAGAAACUUGUUUUUUUUGUGCAAAUAAUCAUUAACUUAGAAUUUAAUGGCAGCAACACAUUGCAAAAAAGUUGGCCCAUGGGCAUUUUUACCACUGUGUUACAUGGCCUUUCCUUUUAACAACACUCCGCAAACGUUUGGGAACUGAGGAGACCAAUUUUUGAAGCUUCUCAGGUGGAAUUUUUUUCCAUUCUAGCUUGAUGUACAGCUUAGGUUGUUCAACAGUCUUUGUUGUGGUAUUUUAGGCUUCAUAAUGCGCCACACAUUGUCAAUAGGAGACAGGUCUGGACUACAAGCAGGCCAGUCUAGUACCCGCACUCUUUUACUAUGAAGCCACGCUGUUUUGAAACACAUGGCUUGGCAUUGUCUUGCUAUAAUAAGCAGGGGCGUCCAUGAUACAUCUGGACAUAUGUUGCUCCAAAGCCUGUGUGUACCUUUCAGCAUUAAUGGUGCCUUCACAGAUAUGUAAGUUACCCAUGCCUUGGGCACUAAUACACCCCCAUACCAUCACAGAUGCUUGCUGGCUUUUGAUCUUUGCGCCUAAACAGUCUGCAUGGUUCUUUUCCUCUUUGGUCCGGAAGACACAACGUCCACAGUUUCAAAAAACAAUCUGAAAUGUGGACUCGUCAGACCACAGAGCACUUUUCCACUUCGCAUUAGUCCAUCUUAGAUGAGCUUGGGCCCAGCGAAGUCGGCAAAUCUUCUGGGUGUUGUUGAUAAAUGACUUUCGCUUUGCAUAGUAGAGUUUUAACUUGCACUUACAGAUGUAGCGACCAACUGUAGUUACUGACAGUGGUUUUCUGAAGUGUUCCUGCGCCCAAUGUGGUGAUAUCCUUUACACGCUGAUGUCGGUUUUUGAUGCAGUACCGCCUAAGGCAGGGGUAGGGAACCAAUGGCUCUAGAGCCGGAUGUGGCUCUUUUGAUAACUGCUUCUGGCUCUCAGAUAAAUCUUAGCUGACAUUACUUAACACGAUAAGAAAUGAAUAAUUCCGCUGGUAAUCACAGUGUUAAAAAUAACUUUCAAAAUAUAAAACAUUCUCAUGCAUUUUAAUCCAUCCAUCCGUUUUUCUGCCGCACCUGUUCACCAAGUAUUUUAUUAAUAAUUGGUUUGCUUGAAAAUAACAAUGUUAUUAAAAGAUGCGAGACUUAAUAUACUCUAAAAAUGUUGGUCUUACUUAUAAAUGUACGUAUUUAGUUGUAUUCAGUGUUAAAAAAAAAUAUUAUAUGGCUCUCAUGGAAAUACUUUUUAAAAUAUUUGGCUUUCAUGGCUCUCUCAGCCAAAAAGGUUCCCGACCCCUGGCCUAAGGGAUCGAAGGUCCGCAAUAUCAUUGCUUACGUGCAGUGAUUUCUCCAGAUUCUCUGACCCUUUUGAUGAUAUUACGGACCGUAGAUGGUGAAAUCCCUAAAUUCCUUGCAAUAGAAGGUUGAGAAGUGUUCUUCUUAAAGUGUUGGACAAUUUGCUCAGGCAUUUGUUCACAAAGCGGUGACCCCUCGCCCCAUUCUUGUUUGUGAAAGACUGAGCAUUUCAUGGAAGCUGCUUUUACACCCAAUCAUGGCACCCACCUGUUCCCAAUUAGCCUGUUCACCUGUGGGGUGUUCCAAAUAAGUGUUUGAUGAGCAUUCCUCAACUUUCUCCGUUUGUUUUGCCACUUGUGCCAGCUUUUUUGAGCCACGCUGCAGGCAUCAAAUUCCAAAUGAGCUAAUAUUUGCAAAAAAAUAACAAAAUAUCUCAGUUUGAACGUUAAGUAUUUUGUCUUUGCAGUCUAUUUAAUUGAAUAUAGGUCGAAAAGGAUUUGUAAUCAUUGUAUUCUGUUUUUAUUUACCAUUUACACAACAUGCCAACUUCACUGCUUUUGGGUUUUGUAAACUACUUCGGCCACGAGGUGUCGCCAAAGAACUACUAUGCUCCAUUUCAAUUUAAGACAGCAUAAGUCCACACCAGACAGUUAAUGAUAAACAGAUUAGUGCUUUUCAUAACUACCAUUGUUCUCUUUCAUGUCAUUUCCUUUAAAUCCUGAUCCAAAAUAUAGUGAAUUGAGAUGAUUAACGUGGACCCCGACUUAAACAAGUUGAAAAACUUAUUCGGGUGUUACCAUUUAGUGGUCAAUUGUACGGAAUAUGUACUGUACUGUGCAAUCUACUAAUAAAAGUAUCAAUCAAUCAAUUAAUCAAUCAAUGAAGAUGCCAGCAAUUUACCAUGAAUUGAUUAACGUGGACCCCCGACUUAAACAAGUUGAAAAACUUAUUCGGGUGUUACCAUGUAGUGGUCAAUUGUACGGAUUAUGUACUCUACUGUGCAAUCUACUAAUAAAAGUUUCAAUCAAUCAAUUCAGCGGUAGUAGGUGACGUCAGCAGCUAAAAGUGGGCUGAAACUCAAAAUGGCGACUUUGUGUUUUUUAGGUGGAAUUUUACUUGUAGAUUUAUUUUUAGGUCUAGGACUAUGAAAUAAUGCCAGGGUUGUCAGCUUCAAAGGAGCCCUUUAAAGACAUGAUAAAAGUCAAAUUGAAUGUGAAAUUGUUUUAUUCCUCAGAUGUAAAACAAAAGGCCUACUGAAACCCACUACUACCCACCACACAGUCUGAUAGUUUAUAUAUAAAUGAUGAAAUAUUAACAUUGCAACACAUGCCAAUACGGCCUUUUUAGUUUACUAAAUUACAAUUUUAAAUUUCCCGUGGAGUUUCUUGUUGAAAACGUUGCAGAAUGAUAACGCGUAAUUGUGACAUCUCAGGUUGGAGGGGACAUAUUAGCCCGGAAACACUUACGGCUAAAAGUCGUCUCUUUUCAUCACAUAAUUACACAGUAAUUUGGACAUCUGUGUUGCUGAAUCUUUUGCAAUUUGUUCAAUUAAUAAUGGAGACUAUAAAGAACAAUGCUGUUGGUGGAAAGCGGUGGAUUGCAGCUGCCUUUAGCAACCGAAACACAGCCGGUGUUUCUUUGUUUGUUGUGAAGCUUUAACACAGAGCGGUCAAGCGAACAUGUUUCUCUACGUCAACCAGCAAGGUUUUGGAUGGGAAAUUUGUGAUAUUAAGUCGGCUCUUACCCGGAGACUUGAGUGGAUUACGCUACCUCAUCCUGCAGCUCAAAAAGGCAGCUGUGAUCUUGGCUUCUCUCAGAGACACUGGCGUUCACCGCAGCCAUCCGACUUUCAGGUAUGACUUUAUAAUCUCAAUAAAAUACUAUUAACAAAAUAAGUAGAUAAGGGAUUUUCCAGAAUAAUACUAGUAAAUAAUAAAUAAAUGAUAAAUGGGUUGUACUUGUAUAGCGCUUUUCUACCUUCAAGGUACUCAAAGUGCUUUGACACUAUUUCCACAUUUACCCAUUCACACACACAUUCACACACUGAUGGAGGGAGCUGCCAUGCAAGGCGCUAACCAGCACCCAUCAGGAGCAAGGGUGAAGUGUCUUGCUCAGGACACAACGGACGUGACGAGGUUGGUACUAGGUGGGAAUUGAACCAGGGACGCUCGGGUUGCGCACGGCCACUCUCACCACAGCGCCACGCCGUCCAGUCAAUGUGUCUAAUUACAUCUGACACGCUCCCACUGCCGUCGCCUUUCCUUUUUUCUUUUUUGUGCUUCACUCUCACUUUCCUCAUCCACAAAUCUUUCAUCCUCGCUCAAAUUAAUGGGGAAAUCGUCGCUUUCUCGGUCCAAAUUGCUAUUGCUGUUGGUGGCUCACAUUAUAAACAAUCUCGCUGCUGUCUUGGAUCCGCUUUGAACUGAACUCUCGCGGCUGUGUUGGAGCAACUAUGGAUUGAACUUUCACAGUAUCAUGUUAGACCCGCUCGACAUCCAUUGCUUUCGGUCCCCUAGAGGGGGGGGUUGCCCACAUUUGAGGUCCUCUCCAAGGUUUCUCAUAGUCAUCAUUGUCACUGGCGUCCCACUGGGUGUGAAUUCUCCCUGCCCACUGAGUGUGAGUUUUCCUUGCCCUUAGGUGGGUUCUUCCGAGGAUGUCGUAAUGGUUUGUACACUCCUUUGAGACAUUUGUGAUUUAGCUAUAUAAAUAAACAUUGAUUGAUUGAUUGAUUGAUUGAAUGUGAAGAUGUGAGGAGCCCUCACACCAGUGACGUCACGCGCAAAUCGUCUGCUACUUCCGGUAAAGGCAAGGCUUUUUUAUUAGCAACCAAAAGUUGCGAACUUUAUCGUCGAUGUUCUCUACUAAAUCCUUACAGCAAAAAUCUGGCAAAAUCGCGAAAUGUUCCAGUAUGACACAUAGAAUGGAUCUGCUAUCCCCGUUUAAAUAAGAAAAUCUCAUUUCAGUAGGCCUUUAAUUGUCGAUUGUGAUGCCCAAUCUGUAUUGUCAGCAAUAUAUUUAACUAUUGGGUAACACUUAAGUAUGGGGAACAUAUUCACCAUUAAAGUAACAAAUACUUAAUUUAGAGUGUUUUGGACACUAGGGGAACAUAUAAGGGUUAGGUUUACAAGUUACGAGUCAUACCAAAGACUAUAAAAAUGGGACCCAUUACCUCCCUGAUUGGCACUCAGCAUCAAGUGUUGUAAUUGGGGGUAAAAUCACCAAAAACGAUUCCCGGGCGUGGCCACCGCUGCUGCCCACUGCUCCCUUCACCUCCUAUGGUGUGAACAACAGGGUGGGUCAAAGGCAGAGGACAAAUUUCACCACACCGAAUGUGUGUGUGUGACUAUCAUUUGUACUUUAACUUUGACUAAUAAGCAAUAAAUCUGAGGUUAUUAAGGGAAGACUCUUAGUUAAUGGCUUACUGCUUGUAUAAUAGAAAAAUGCAUUAAUAAUUACUUAAUAAUGACUAAUUAAGAGCCAUCCAUCCAUCCAUCCAUUUUCUACCGCUUAUUCCCCUUUGGGGUCGCGGGGGGCGCUGGCGCCUAUCUCAGCUACAAUCGGGCGGAAGGCAGGGUACACCCUGGACAAGUCGCCACCUCAUCGCAGUAAUUAAGAGCCAAUAUGUUACUAAUUUUCAUGUUAAUAAGUAACUAAUUAAUGGUGGAUAUGUGUUCCUCAUACUAAAGUGUAACUAACUAUUGCAAUAAACCAGGGGUCACCAACCUUUUUGAAACCAAGAGCUACUUCUUGGGUACUGAUUAAUGCGAAGGGCUACCAGUUUGAUACACACUUAAAUAAAUUGCCAGAAAUAGCCAAUUUCCUCUAUAUAUAUAUACAUAUAUAUAUAUAUAUAUAUAUAUAUAUAUAUAUAUAUAUAUAUAUAUAGAUGGGUAUUUCUGUCUGUCAUUCCGUCGUACAUUUUUUUUCCUUUUACGGAAGGUUUUUUGUAGAGAACAAAUGAUGAAAAAACACUUAAUUGAACGGUUUAAAAGAGGAGAAAACAGGAAAAAAAGAAAAUUAAAUUUUGAAACAUAGUUUAUCUUCAAUUUCGACUAGCUAAUUCGGAUCUUUUUGAAAAAAUUAAAAAAGGAAUUUAUGGAUCAUCAUUAGUAAUUUUUCCUGAUUAAGAUAAUUUUUUAGAAUUUUGAUGACAUGUUUUAAAUAGGUUAAAAUCCAAUCUGCAUUUUGUUAGAAUAUAUAACAAAUUGGACCAAGCUAUAUUUCUAACAAAGUCAAAUCAUUAUUUCUUCAAGAUUUUACAGAACAAAAAUCUUGAAAGAAAUUCAAAAGACUUUGAAACAAGAUUCAAAUUUGAUUCCAAAGAUUUUCUCGAUUUGCCAGAAUAUUUUUUGGGAAUUUUAAUCAUAAUAAGUUUGAAGAAAUAUCUCACCAAUAUUCUUCGUCGAAAAAACAAAAGCUAAAAUGAAAAAUUAAAUGAAAAUGUAUUUAUUAUUCUUUAAAAUAAAAAAAAUAAAUUUACUUAAACAUUGAUUUAAAUUGUCAGGAAAGAAGAGGAAAGAAUUUAAAAGGUAAAAAGGUAUAUGUGUUUAAAAAUCCUAAAAUAAUUUUUAAGGUUGUAUUUUUUCUCUAAAAUUGUCUUUCUGAAAGUUAUAAGAAGUAAAGUAAAAAAAUAAAUGAAUUUAUUUAAACAAGUGAAGACCAAGUCUUUAAAAUAUUUUCUUGGAUUUUCAAAUUCUAUUUUAGUUUUGUCUCUCUUAGAAUUAAAAAUGUCUAGCAAAGCGAGAUCAGCUUGCUAGUAAAUAAAUCAAAUUUUAAAAAAUUGAGGCAGCUCACUGGUAAGUGCUGCUAUUUGAGCUAUUUUUAGAACAGGCCAGCGGGCGACUCAUCUGGUCCUUACGGGCUACCUGGUGCCCACGGGCACCGCGUUGGUGACCCCUGAUAAUAAAUAAAUGAUAAAUGGGUUGUACUUGUAUAGCGCUUUUCUACCUUCAAGGUACUCAAAGCGCUUUGACAUUACUUCCACAUUUACCCAUUCACACACACAUUCACACACUGAUGGAGGGAGCUGCCAUGCAAGGCGCUAAGCAGCACCCAUCAGGAGCAAGGGUGAAGUGUCUUGCUCAGGACACAACGGACGUGACGAGGUUGGUACUAGGUGGGGAUUGAACCAGCGUCCCUCGGCAACUCUCCCACUGCGCCACGCCGUCCCUGAUGUAAACUAUGAAGUUGAAUAAAGGGCUACAAAAUACGGGCUGGCAGGGCUGUGUGCCACAAGUUUGAGACCCUGUUUUAGUGAACAAAAUCCAACUUUUUCACUCCACUGUACAGUAAUUUUGCUGUAAUGUUGAUUUUUAAUCAAGAAAAUAUGAUAAAAUGUAUAUUGUUUGUUUAUACAUUGAACAUUAUUGACUUGCUAUAAAACUAUGAAUGGAUGUCAAUGUUCAAAUUAAACUUAAAAAUCA
Messenger RNA from Nerophis ophidion (straightnose pipefish), 9163 nucleotides. RefSeq lists its product as uncharacterized. The coding region runs from base 167 to 1966 and encodes 599 amino acids. The record is from RefSeq and is a predicted model, not a curated record. Gene Ontology annotation, cellular component: SCF ubiquitin ligase complex. The transcript is spliced from 5 exons. NCBI's taxonomy places the organism in Eukaryota, Metazoa, Chordata, Actinopteri, Syngnathiformes, Syngnathidae. Gene Ontology annotation, biological process: SCF-dependent proteasomal ubiquitin-dependent protein catabolic process.